Molecule: messenger RNA, 537 nt
Organism: Camponotus floridanus (Florida carpenter ant)
Lineage: Eukaryota; Metazoa; Arthropoda; Insecta; Hymenoptera; Formicidae
Gene: RpL36A
Product: 60S ribosomal protein L44
Exons: 4
Coding region: 25-456 (143 amino acids)
Biological process (GO): translation
Cellular component (GO): ribosome; cytosolic large ribosomal subunit
Molecular function (GO): structural constituent of ribosome
Source: RefSeq, a predicted model, not a curated record
AAAAAAAAUGUGUACUCAAGGUUCAUGAAUUUGUUGCAACGCGGAGGACGUUUGCGCAGGCGCGUCGCGUUUCUAGUUCCCGUCCGCGGCGCUGCGACUUCCGGUCCGAGUCGGUUUCCCUUUUCUCUCUAUUCGUUCAAGAUGGUUAACGUACCGAAGCAGAGGCGUACUUUUUGCAAAAAAUGCAAAGUACACAAAACUCACAAAGUGACGCAGUAUAAGAAAAGUAAGGAGAGACAUGCCUCGCAGGGCAGAAGACGUUAUGACCGCAAACAACAAGGUUUUGGCGGUCAAACCAAGCCCAUCUUCAGGAAGAAAGCAAAAACAACAAAGAAAAUUGUUCUGAGGAUGGAAUGUACGGAAUGCAAAUACAGAAAACAAAUUCCACUGAAAAGAUGCAAACACUUUGAACUGGGUGGUGAUAAGAAGAGGAAGGGUCAAAUGAUUCAGUUUUAAAUUACCCCCUCAACAUUUUUGGCGCGUAUUCUGUAUUUAAUAAGAAAUAAAUAAAUGUACAGGGAUUUGUACACAUCUUUA